Messenger RNA from Cordyceps fumosorosea ARSEF 2679, 921 nucleotides. RefSeq lists its product as hypothetical. The record is from RefSeq and is a predicted model, not a curated record. Bases 1 to 921 code for a protein of 306 amino acids. Gene Ontology annotation, molecular function: hydrolase activity, acting on ester bonds. The transcript is spliced from 2 exons. Lineage: Eukaryota; Fungi; Ascomycota; Sordariomycetes; Hypocreales; Cordycipitaceae.
AUGACGACAGAGGUGACCGCGAGUAGGCAGGGCUACCUGCAAAACUCGACCGAGUAUAUCGCGCGGACGGAAAGAGGCGAAUUCCUCGUGCAGGUCGCUUGGCCUCUGAGCUGGAGCCAAGAUCGCGUGCGGCCAGAAAACGACUCUCGCCCGGUUUCUGCCGUAUAUCUCGUCGACGGCAAUGUCUUCUUCGGCACGACCGUGGACAUUUCGCGUCGCCUUGAAUUCACCGACGACGUGAGAAACGUGGUCGUGGCCGUCGGCUAUCCCAGGUCCAACUACGUCUACGACUUCCGGAGGGGACCGGACCUCACACCGCCCACCCCCGAUGGCCAGUACGAGAUGCCCCUUGGCCAGGACGGAAAGCCCAGGACGGACUUGAAGUUUGGCGAUGCCGACAAGUUUCUGGACUUUAUCCAGAACCACGUCAUGGUCAACGUGCAAGAGACGCUCUUUCCACACGUGCAGCUGACGCGCAAGGCCUUGUUCGGUCACUCGUACGGCGGCGUAUUUUCUCUACACACGCUAUUUACAAGGCCGUGCUUGUUCGACUUUUACAUUGCCGCGAGCCCGACGAUAUGGUGGAGCAACUACGCGCUCGUCAAGAAUCAGGAGCGUGAGCUUCAUCGCCGUACGGAGCCCGCGGACCCAGCGCCGUCGCUGCUCAUUACGUGGGGAACGUCAGCGGAUGAGUUGGAAAAGAGACCGGGCGAGUCUGAUGAUGCUUUCAAGAAGAGGAUAGAUAUUGCAGAAGGAAAAGAGAUGGGAGAGAGCGCGACUUCGCUGGUAGGCCGCUUGCGGGAGUGCCCAAGCAUCAAGGAUGUGUGGACGUGCCACUUCCCGGGAGAGGAUCACGGAAGUGCAGCGGUCGUGGGACUUCAGCGAGGGAUUAUGAAUUUUCUUAUUGAGAUGACUAACUAG